Molecule: messenger RNA, 4442 nt
Organism: Culex pipiens pallens (northern house mosquito)
Lineage: Eukaryota; Metazoa; Arthropoda; Insecta; Diptera; Culicidae
Gene: Ranbp16
Product: exportin-7
Exons: 11
Coding region: 454-3750 (1098 amino acids)
Biological process (GO): protein export from nucleus
Cellular component (GO): nuclear pore; cytoplasm
Molecular function (GO): nuclear export signal receptor activity; small GTPase binding
Source: RefSeq, a predicted model, not a curated record
UCAGAUCACAUCGGCGGAACAAUCAAGCCAUCUCGUCAACGGGAAAGAAUCGUCGACGCACGGAAGAUUGUGUGGCCACCCCGGGUUAGAUUGCGCGCACCCAGUGAGUAGAGUAGAUUCCGGUUGAGGACCGUUGUUUUUUUUCCUUUCUGUUCGGGGGGAAAAGAAAGGACGAAAGUCGGGCGAUUAAGUUUUUGGGCUUUGUCGAAAGAAGUGAAAUCGCAGGCCCCCUUCUCCCAGUUUUCCCCUUGUCAUUGGAGAAAGAUAAAAAAAAUAAAUUAAAACACCGGAGAAUAGUGUUCCGAGAAGGAGGACGAGGACGAGUGUGUGCCCAUCGGCAACUUUCCGGUUGGUAAUGCUUUAAGCUCCCAGCGCCGGUGCGUGUGACCGCGGACGAGCGUGAAUUGACUGAAAUCUUCUGGUUGGAGCUGGGAGUUCGAGAGGGCAUUUAGGAUGGAUGUGCAACAGUUGGAGUUGCUGUGCAAGCAGUUCUACGAAUCGCAGGACGGGCAAGCGCGGGCGGAAGCGGAAAAGGCCCUGUAUCUGUUUCAGGAGGAUCCGGAUGCGUUGCCCAAGUGUCAGCAGCUGCUGGAGCGGAGCAACUCCGGCUACUCGCAGUUGCUGGCGGCGACGACGCUGACGAAGCUGGUGUCGAAGAACAUCCAGGCGCUGAGCAUGCAGCAACGGGUCGACAUCCGGAACUACAUCCUGAACUAUUUGGCCACCCAUCCAAACCUGCAGUCGUUUGUGAUUCAGGCGCUAAUUGCGCUGUUGGUCAAGAUUACCAAGCUGUGCUGGGUUGAUUUGUACGAGGAUGAGUACGUCUUCAGGAACAUCGUGUCGGACGUUAAGGAGUUUCUCGGUGGUUCCGUGGAGCAUUGCAUGAUUGGAGUGCAGAUUCUCUCCCAGCUGACGGUCGAGAUGAACCAGCUGGCGGAAACGGCGUGUAAUUUAACGUUCACCAAACAUCGCAAGAUUGCAUGUCUGUACCGAGACUCGCAGCUGUACGACAUCUUCAUUCUGUCCUGCACGUUGCUCAGCCAGGCCAAGGACAACUGCUGCAAAACGGCCACCGCAAGCCAGUACAUGGACGAGGCUCAGCACGGACUGUUUACGCAUCUGCUGAACCUGGCCCGCAACUGUCUCAGCUUUGACUUUGUGGGCACCUCGGCGGACGAAUCUGCCGACGACAUGUCUACCGUGCACAUCCCGACCAACUGGCGGCCGGCCUUUCUCGAGUCGGACUCUGUGAAGCUGUUUUUCGACCUGUACCACGUCCUACCGGCACGGCUUUCCUGCUUGGCCCUGUCCUGCCUGGUCCAAAUUACCUCGAUCCGGCGAUCGAUCUUCAACAACACCGAACGCAUCAAGUUCCUGGCGAAGCUCGUCAAGGGAGCUACCGACAUCCUGAAAUCAUCCCACGGUCUCAGCGAUCCGGAAAAUUACCACGAAUUCUGCCGCCUGCUGGCCCGGCUCAAGUCCAACUUCCAGCUCGGGGAACUCGUCACCGUCGAAAACUAUCCGGAAGCAAUCCAACUAAUCGCCAAGUUCACCGUUCAAUCGCUACAGAUGUGGCAAUUCGCCCCGAACAGCAUUCACUACCUUCUUUCGCUGUGGCAGCGCCUAAUCGCCUCCCUGCCGUACGUGAAAUCCUCCGAGCCGCACUUCCUGGACACGUACACGCCCGAGGUCACCAAGGCGUACGUCACGUCCAAGCUCGAAUCCGUGCCGGUCAUCCUGCGCGAAGGUCUCGAAGAUCCACUGGACGACACCGGAAUGGUUCAGCAGCAGCUCGAGCAGUUCUCGACGAUCGGACGGUGCGAGUACGAAAAGACCUGCGCCUUGCUCAUCCAACUGUUCGACCAAACCGCCGGUCGCUACCAGGAAAUCCUCUCCUCACCUCCGACCUCCGCCACCCACCAUCUGGACAUCCAAACGUGCGAGGGACAGCUCACCUGGCUCGUGUACAUCAUCGGUGCCGCCAUCAGCGGACGCAUUUCCUACUCGCACGACGAUCACGACCUCCUGGACGGCGACAUGAUCAUCCGCGUGCUCCAGCUGAUGACCCUGACCGAUUCGCGCCUCCCCGCUUGCGGCUGCGAAAAGCUCGAAUUCGCCAUCAUGUGCUUCCUCGAGCAGGUCCGCAAGGUGUACAUCAACGAGCACCUGCAGAAGCUCAAGAUGUUCAAGCGGCUGUCGGAGGUGCUGGGCGUGAACGACGAGACGACGCUGCUGACCGUCAUCAGCAGGAAGAUCAUCACCAACCUCAAGUACUUUGGCCACUCGGAGCAGAUCAUCCGGAAGACGCUGACGCUGCUGAACGAUCUGACGCUGACGUUCAGCUCGAUCCGGCGCCUGAUCAAGCUCGACGAGAUACAGUUUAUGCUGAACAAUCACACGCGCGAGCACUUUUCCUUCCUCGGAACGGGCGCCGUCAGUGCGUCCCGCUGCCGCAGCAUGUUCUACACCUGUCUGGGCCGGCUGCUGAUGGUGGACCUGUCCGAGGACGUCGAGCGGUUCAACACGUUCAUGAUGCCGCUGACGAACACGAUCGAGAACAUGGUCAUGAUGAGCUUCCCGAGCGAGGAAGCCCGCAAGGAGCUGAUCGGGCUGUCGCGCGAUCUGCGCGGGUUGACGCACGCGUUCAACGCGAAGAACCCGUACAUGAUGCUGUUCGAUUGGUUCUAUCCCGACUAUUCGCCCCUGUUGAUUCGUGCCAUCGAGCUGUGGGCACACGAUCCGGCCGUCACUACGCCGGUGUUGAAGCUGUUUGCUGAGCUGGUGUACAACCGAUCGCAGCGGUUGCAGUUUGACGUGUCUAGCCCGAACGGAAUUCUCUUAUUCCGGGAGACGUCUAAGCUGAUUUGCUGCUACGGUGAGCGAAUCCUGUCGCUGGAGGUGCCCAAAGAGCAGAUCUACCCGAUGAAGCUGAAGGGGUACGCAGUGUGCUUCCAGAUGCUGAAGGCGAUUCUCAGCGGCAACUACGUGAACUUUGGGGUGUUCAAACUGUACGGGGACGACGCGCUGGACAACGUGCUGAACAUGACCGCCAAGCUGAUCCUGUCGAUCGCGCACGACGACAUUCUGGUUUACCCCAAACUGUCCCAGGCGUACUACAUUCUGAUCGAGUGCCUCGCUCAGGACCACAUCACCUACCUGUCCACGCUGGAACCGCCCGUGUUUCUGUACAUCCUCGAGAGUAUAUCCAAGGGAUUGAAUGCGUUAGACGUACUCGUCGGUUCCGGUUGCUGCGCAACGUUGGACUACAUCGUGACGUACAUUUUCAAGCAGUUGCAGCUAAAAGAAAAGCACAUGCUGCUGGUGACGACAUUCCCGAACAAAAAGGUGCGCCAGAGCGUCCUGCCGGAGAACAACGUGUUCCUGAAGGUGAUGGAGCUGCACCCGGAGAUCCUGCAGAACCUGCUGUCGACGCUGCUCAACAUCGUCAUGUACGACGACUGCAAGAACCAGUGGUCGAUGUCGCGGCCGCUGCUGGUGCUGCUCCUGCUGUACGAGGACUACUUUAGACAACUCCGCGAAAACAUCAUCCACUCGCAGUCGCUCGAGAAGCAGCAGUCGAUGGCCUGCCUGUUUGACGCGCUCAUGGACGGCAUCGAGCGGAAUCUGCACAUUCGAAAUCGGGACAGAUUCACCCAGAACCUGUCGGCGUUCCGGCGCGAUCUCAACGAUUCCCUCAAGUCGGCAAACAACCUGGCCAACAGUUCGUCGGUGAACGAAAUGCUUGACUAAAAAAUGUUUUCUGUUCCUUCUCUGGGUGUUAAAAAUCAAGCAUUUUUUUUGUUGAUAUAAAGAGUUUAACUUCAAAAAUCUUGCAAACAUUCUGGUUGUAGCCGUACUUGUUAAAAAUGAUACAUAUUUAUCCUUAAAAAUUAAUAGUUUUUUAUAAUCUCUUCUCUCUAAUUGUCUCGUUUCUCAAAUUGGUUAUUUCUUCUUCUUUCCCCCUUUUGUCUACCCCGCAGAUGCCAGAAUAUUUUUCAGUUUAGACUUUGUAAUUUUGCGUACAAAAACAUGCGUAAAAGAGAGAGAGAGAGAGAUAGAUGGCACGAGCGCGUUUGAGCGGAUGUUUGGAUGGUAAUUGAAAUGUUUUUUUUGUUGGUGUAACAGAUAAGUAAACACACUCUUACAUACACUCACACGCUAGUAAAAGUAGUGCAUUUUUUCGUUGCUUGCGCCAAUUUGUUUGCUAAACUAGUAGAAAAAGCACUUGACAGCAAAAGUUGCGUGUGCGCGCGUGUGUAUGUGUGUGCGUGACUUUGUUAUUGUAGGAGGAGAAAAACAAAUAAAAGAAAAGAAGUUUAUAGAACAAAACAAAACCAUGCGAAAGCAGAAAGUCCGUGAAAUUAGUAAUUAAGGAUAACAUUAGUAAAGCACUUUGUUGGUGUGGCUUUCGCAGGCUUUCGCCAUCCGAAACAAUUAAAGAA